AUGUUAGACUCGCUGGACAAGGCGAGUCAAGCAACAGACAACCCAGCGGCAGAGAAACAGCAACAACGAACGGCAAACAAGCAAACUGACAGGCAGACAAACAGGACAGGCAAGAAAGCCAGCAGGCAACCCCAGCGGAAGCCGGCAAACAAGAAGAGCAGCCAACCGGCAGCAACAGCGAAGCAGCCAGACGAGCAAGCAGACGAAACGCACAGGCAAGCAAACGGCAACGACGAAAACCCAGCAAGAAAGCAACAGCAAGCAAAGCAAGCAACUGACAACAGCAAAACCAGCAAGCAACAACAACCAACCCAGAGACAGCGCAACAAAAACAACCGGGUUGAUACUGGCGACGCAGAGGAGAAAUUAAUCAAGUUUAGGUCGUACAAGGCCGCCAGAGAUCGUACGAAGCCACCAGAGGUCGUACAAGGCCACAAGAGGUCGUACGAGGCCGCCAGAGGUCGUACAUGGCUUUCAGAGGUGUGCGAGGCCACCAGAGGUCGUGCAAGGCCGUCAGAGGUCGUGCAAGGCCGUCAGAGGUCGUACAUGACAACUAGAGAUCGCACAAGAUCACCAGAGCAGCAACACGGAGCAGCAAGGAGCAGCAACACGGAGCAGCAAGGAGCAGCAACAAGAAGCACCAACACGGAGCAGCAACAAGAACCAACACGGAGCAGCAAGAAGCACCAACAUGGAGCAGUAAGGAGCAGCAACACGGAGCAGUAA
This is a messenger RNA of Homarus americanus (American lobster), 726 nucleotides long. RefSeq names its product serine/threonine-protein kinase fray2-like. The record is from RefSeq and is a predicted model, not a curated record. The transcript is spliced from 4 exons. Bases 1 to 726 code for a protein of 241 amino acids. NCBI's taxonomy places the organism in Eukaryota, Metazoa, Arthropoda, Malacostraca, Decapoda, Nephropidae.